GGGGCUCGUGGACAGCGGGACCCAGACCGACAUCAGCUUCGGGGGGGCCGAGCCCCCCCCACUGCCCCAUGACUGCUUUGACCCCACGGACAUGGGGGACCCUGAGCGCCCCGAGGAGCUGGAGUACGAGGAGGUGGAGCUGUACAAGAGCAGCCAUAGGGACAAGUUGGGCCUCACUGUCUGUUACCGCACUGAUGGAGAGGAGGACGCCGGCAUCUACGUGGGGGAGGUGAACCCCAACAGCAUCGCGGCCAAGGACGGGCGCAUCCGAGAGGGCGACCGCAUCAUCCAGAUCAAUGGGGUGGAGGUGCAGGACCGGGAGGAGGCUGUGGCCUUCCUGACCCGGGAGCAGCAAACCAACAUCUCCCUGCUGCUGGCCCGGCCUGAGAGCCAGCGCUGGAAGGACAGUGACCGUGAGGAUUUCCUCGAUGACUUCGGCUCCGAUGAGGAUGGGGCCGCUCGGCAGCGCCGGGGCUGGAGCCCAACGGGACAGCCCCCCAGCCCCGCCCCUCCCUGCGCUCGGGGGGCGGAGCCUGACAGCGGCGUGGGACGCACGGACGAGAGCACCCGGAACGAGGAGAGCUCCGAGCACGACCCCCGGGGGGAGGAGGGGGACGGGACCCCCCCGAGGCCGGCACCGAGGCGCCCCCCAGCGGCGAGGCCUGGAACCGGUACCGGGGGCAGCCCCCGCGGCCCCGCGGCGAGAACCGGAGCGGGAUCCGGUAGAACCGGAUUCACAGCCGGUUCCAGAGCGGGGUCAGCGGCAGGACCCGGAGCGGGAUCCGGUAGAACCGGGGCCGGUUCCGGUUUCACCCCCGGCUCCAUAGCGGGGUCAGCGGCAGGACCCGGUAGAACCGGAGCCGGUUCCGGUUUCACGCCCGGUUCCAGAGCAGGGUCGGGGGCAGGACCCGGACCCGGUGUCCCCACAGCGGCUCCGGUCCCGUCCGAUCUCCGCCGGUACCGGCAGCUCCGGGGGGGCCGGCGGGGGCCGGGGGGGGGCGCGGAGCUGGCUCUGCUCGGGGAGGAGCUGCGGCUGCUGGAGCUCCGGUGCCGGCAGCUGCUCCGGGCUCAGGCUGCAGAGCGGCUCCGGGAACGAGGCCUCGCGGACAUCUCCGAGGCUCCGGAGCGCGACAGCACCAGCGCCUACAACACCGGCGAGAGCUGCCGGGGGUCCCCCCCCCCCACCGCGGCCGUGGGGGGCACCGGGCACCGGGACCGGCAGAGGGGGGGGGGUCCCGGGGCAAGCGGCCGGGCCGGGACCGGCUGCUCAAGGCUCGGGCCAUUAAGAUCCUGGAGGAACGAGGCGGCUCCACCACCGACGACGACGCCCGAAGUGAGCUCAAGACCGGCCGGUACUGGAGCCGCGAGCAGCGCAAGCAGCACCUGGCUCGGGCCCGGGAGCAGCGGCGGCGCCGGGAGCUGCUCCUGCAGGGCCGGACCGAGGCUCCGGUACCGGGAGCUCCGGAGCCGCCGGCCCCUCCCCCCCCCCCCGGGGCCGCCCCUCCCCCCCGCCGGGGCCACGGAAACGGAGCCGCCGCAUCCUCGAUAA
Molecule: messenger RNA, 1549 nt
Organism: Melopsittacus undulatus (budgerigar)
Lineage: Eukaryota; Metazoa; Chordata; Aves; Psittaciformes; Psittaculidae
Gene: PDZD4
Product: PDZ domain containing 4
Exons: 7
Coding region: 92-1549 (485 amino acids)
Molecular function (GO): protein binding
Source: RefSeq, a predicted model, not a curated record